Messenger RNA from Talaromyces atroroseus, 1752 nucleotides. RefSeq lists its product as hypothetical. The coding region runs from base 1 to 1752 and encodes 583 amino acids. The record is from RefSeq and is a predicted model, not a curated record. The transcript has 2 exons. Lineage: Eukaryota; Fungi; Ascomycota; Eurotiomycetes; Eurotiales; Trichocomaceae.
AUGGGUAUUUCGCACAUGACACGGCAUCUUUCCUCGCUCUCAGAGUCGAUUCUCCUGGGAAAAAGCCAUAUCCAGUCAGCCCAGGCAGUACGAUCUGCGGUAAUCGAUGGACCAGGCCUCGUGUACCAUGUGUACUCAAUCCUGCUGGCACAGGCCAGCACGCACAUCAGCCAGAUCGAACGGCAACCAAGCUGUGACGAAGUCAGCGUGGCCGUGAUGACUUAUCUCGUGCUAUUGCAGAUAUCCGGUGUGAAUAUUAACAUGACUAGCUCCAAGAUCUAUUUCGACGGUGCCCUUCCUCUGCAUAAACGGGAGACCAGGCUAUCGAGAUUGGAAAUCUCCAGGAAACAGCUGGAGACAUUCUGUUUAACCCAGCGGGAUGGUUUCAGAUUGUCGUCCAUUGAACGUCGGCCAGAAACAAUGCAUCCUAGAAGACUCUUGGGCAGUCAUAACUCUGCUGUGAAGCGUGCCAAACUGCCGGGGAACCCGUUCAUGGUGUCCGCUGUGACUGAAGAUCUGAAGUCAAGAUGGACAGCGGCAGAAAUCAAGUCAACUCUACCGAGAAGACUGGCAAGCUUAUACGAGAGGAAUGUCGAUGAUCGCCUCUCAGAUCUUACCGAGAUCGUCCCGGGAGAAGCUGAUAUGUUUUGCGCUUCCUUGGCGGCUCAGAAACCCGGCACGGCCAUACUCACGAGUGACUCUGAUCUGCUUGUUUUUGAGCUCGGCCCUGAUAGCUCUGUUAUUCUUUUUGAUACCAUCUAUUCCGAGAAUUGGGACGACGAAGACCCGACACAGUCUAUGAUCAAAGCCAUGCGGUUUUGCCCAGCCUCAAUCUCAGAUCGACUGGGCAUACCUGCUCUAUCCUACCUCGCUCAUGAGAUGGAACUCAGUCCUCGCUCAACCCUCGUCGAGCUCGUGCGCCGUGCAAAGGACGCCUCUCAGUCAAAUCAAAAGACGCCGGCGUAUAUCUCGUUCCUGAAAGAAUACGACCUAACAAACUUCCAAUACAACCCGUCAAAGAGCCGCCUACUACAGAAUUAUGACACACGAAUCUCCGAGUUGUUAGCGCAAUGCUUCUGGAGCGACGAAUUCCAGGACCAAACAGGCACCCCUCGGAUUUAUCUUCCGUUUCUGGUGGAAGAUCAUUCUCGAAGAUGCGCUUGGACUGAUGGCGCUCGGAUCAGGAGACUUGCUUAUUCUCUGAUUAACAUGAACAGUUUUCUCACAGAGAAGUAUCCGACUAUUAAUGAGUGCGUGCGACGAGGGAGGAGAUUCUGCUUUGACGACGUGGCUUGUUACAGUGAGCAAGAAGAAAUUGAAGCAGAAGCGACCCGUCUUAUAGACGGACUCGAAUUCGUGCAGAACGUGGAAAACUCGCCGCUUCUUUUUUGGCGAUUGUUUGCAUUAUAUGAGGUCCGCACGGAUUGGUUUAUGAGCCAAAAGACCCAAAACAUCCCUCCUCAGGAUUACCGCGAUGGGCUGAAGGCAUUCCUUGGCAUUGACAGCAGCAGCCGUAAUAAGAUUGGCGUUAUUGACUGGGACAAUGUGCACGCCCUCGCCCAGUUACAGGCAGUUUUGUAUUCGCUGCGUAUGGUUUUCCAGGUUACUCGGGAUUUGGAGCUUGGGGAUGGACCGGUCAAGAAACUUCGAGGUCUUUUGGCAGGGCUUCCUCCUCUUCAUGUUCUGACGAGGUCGUUUCAUGAAGUGAGGCGGGAAUUUCAUGGUGAUUUCUCAUCGGAAUCGGCAGCUUAA